GAGCUUGAGCUAUAUAUAGAAGAUUUGAAAAACAAAAAUGUUGAGCAACAAUGUAUGGUUUGAAAUUCCCUCAAAACCAGAUGGCAGCAGCUCCAUCGUCCUUUCUCCACCCUCUCACCAAACCCCCUUCCUCCACCGCCACCACCGCCGCCGCUACGAGACGGUCAACCGUAAUACUGACAUCCGUCCUUCUCUGGACGCACACAAAACCGGCCGCCGCAUUCGAUUUACGGCUGACGGAGCCGGAGCAGAGCGUGGAAGAAGCGGAAUCGGAGAUCCGGUCUCACGCGCAAAGCCUGGUGAGAGUGAAGGAUCUGCUAGAGGCGGAGUCGUGGAGAGAGGCGCAGAAGGUGCUGCGAAGGAGCUCGGCGCUGCUGAAACAGGACGUGUACACGAUGAUUCAGGCGAAGCCAUCGGCGGAGAGGCCGCGGCUACGGAAGCUCUACUCCGAUCUGUUCAAUGCGGUGACGAGGCUGGAUUACGCGGCUCGGGAUAAGGAUAGGAUUAGGGUAUGGGACUCGUACCGUACAAUUCUUUCGUCGCUUCAUCAUAUUUUCUCUGCAAUUUAUAAUUAACAAUUAUUUGAAUUAGUUUUGCUCAAUUCAUAUGUUAUCCAAAAUUUAAAAGUUUAGUG
Messenger RNA from Salvia hispanica, 634 nucleotides. It is a transcript of the gene PQL3, whose product is annotated as PsbQ-like 3. Gene Ontology annotation, biological process: photosynthetic electron transport chain; photosynthesis. Gene Ontology annotation, cellular component: photosystem II oxygen evolving complex; photosystem II; extrinsic component of membrane. The record is from RefSeq and is a predicted model, not a curated record. Gene Ontology annotation, molecular function: calcium ion binding. NCBI's taxonomy places the organism in Eukaryota, Viridiplantae, Streptophyta, Magnoliopsida, Lamiales, Lamiaceae.